AACGAACAUCCCAAAUUGACCCGGUCCAUCUUCAAUCCUCUCGUCGACAACCGCACGACACGACAAUACCGCCCACCAUGUCUUCCAAGGUCAAGGCUGGUCAGCUCUGGGGAAAGAACAAGGAUGAUCUCACCAAGCAGCUGGAGGAGCUGAAGCAGGAGCUCAGCCAGCUCCGCGUCCAGAAGAUCACUGGCGGUGCCUCGUCGAAGACCCAGAGAAUCCACGACGUCCGCAAGUCGAUUGCUCGUGUCCACACCAUCAUCAACGCCAACCAGCGCGCUCAGCUCCGCUUGUUCUACAAGAACAAGAAGUACCUCCCUCUCGACCUCCGCCCCAAGCUUACCCGUGCUCUCCGUCGCCGCCUUACCAAGCACGAGGCCUCCCUCAAGACCGAGAGACAGAAGAAGCGCGAGAUCCACUUCCCCCAGCGCAAGUACGCUGUUAAGGCUUAAAUGAAGUCGGGUCGUGUCUGGAUUUAGAUGGAGUUCCGGGAACGUCGUUAUAAAGAUGACGGGUUGGACCACCUUGUGUGGGUCGGUUGCACCAAAAACGUCUUUUAAAAGAAAUUGAUUAUGUAUCUUAGAAAAAAGAUGCAAGUCGAUAUUAAAUGAAGGCUUUACUUGACAUGACAAUGAUAAUGCACGACUUGCGACCGUGAUGUGACGAGUUCCUUAAGAAUCCGACAAUCCAAUUCCUUAGGGGCGAUGGCUCGAGAAGGGGUCUUUCCUGGUCGAUACUCGUUUCCAUGCAGUACCAUUUAUGCUCAAUAGGAAUUAUAUGGUGGUGUUGCGAGGAGCAAAUCCAGUCAGGAAUGAUUUUGGUCCGGGAGUCUGCGCUAUCAUCGUAUUCAUACACAACCACGUAGUCCUCCGAUCUCUAUUAAACUGGUCCUUAUAACCCCAAGGCGGCACUGUUAAUCGAGAUAUUACACAUCAUAUUUCAAAGAUUUUUACAAUAAUCUCUAGCCUACUAAACUAGAACAACCGAGCACCACGGAUGAUUUGUCUAGCGGUGGAGGUCCGACUCCAAAGUCCAUCCUCCUCCACAAAUACAAUACCGUACAUAGCCCAACUUGUACAUCAUGCGUGACGACAACUGUGGGCGUGGCGGGUACGCACCGCACAUAAUCUCGCAACAACGGACGCAUCGUCUGCGCACCUGGCUGGGACUGUGCUUUCCGC
Messenger RNA from Aspergillus pseudotamarii, 1181 nucleotides. Its product is annotated as 60S ribosomal protein uL29. The record is from RefSeq and is a predicted model, not a curated record. Gene Ontology annotation, biological process: translation; maturation of LSU-rRNA from tricistronic rRNA transcript (SSU-rRNA, 5.8S rRNA, LSU-rRNA). The coding region runs from base 78 to 452 and encodes 124 amino acids. The transcript is spliced from 4 exons. NCBI's taxonomy places the organism in Eukaryota, Fungi, Ascomycota, Eurotiomycetes, Eurotiales, Aspergillaceae. Gene Ontology annotation, molecular function: mRNA binding; structural constituent of ribosome. Gene Ontology annotation, cellular component: cytosolic large ribosomal subunit; ribosome.